Molecule: messenger RNA, 2030 nt
Organism: Gaeumannomyces tritici R3-111a-1
Lineage: Eukaryota; Fungi; Ascomycota; Sordariomycetes; Magnaporthales; Magnaporthaceae
Exons: 1
Coding region: 22-1941 (639 amino acids)
Molecular function (GO): oxidoreductase activity, acting on CH-OH group of donors; flavin adenine dinucleotide binding
Source: RefSeq, a predicted model, not a curated record
UCUGGCUGCAUCACCACCAACAUGCGCCCCCUCAUCGCGUUCCUCACCCUCGCCGCCGCGACCGUCGCGGACCCGACCGCGACCUACGACUUCAUCGUGGUCGGCGGCGGCGGCGCAGGCCUCGUGGUGGCGUCCCGCCUGUCAGAAGCAACCCACACCCACAACGUCACGGUCCUGGUGCUCGAGGCGGGCGGGUCCCACGUCGGGGACGUCAACGUCGAGUGCCCCGGCUGCUUCGGGACGCUGUACGGAAACAGGACGUACCACUGGGACUACGAGAGCGUCCCGCAGGCGCGGCUCGACGGGCGCGCGCACCGCCACAUGGCCGGCAAGGGGCUGGGCGGCGGGACCGCGGUCAACUUUAUGUUCUGGACGCCCAACUCGCGGCGCAACGUCGCCGACUGGGCGUCGCUGCUGGGAGGGGCGGGGCGGCGCCUGUGGUCCUGGGACGCAUUCCGGCCUUUCCUGAAGCGUGCGGAGCGGUUCGUGCCGUUUGCGUGCGGCAGCAGGGAGGAGCGCGACCUGCAGACGGGCUACGUCAACGAGUCGGCGCACGGCGACAGCGGCCCGACCGUCACUUCGUUCCCCGCGGCGUACGGGCCCCUGGUGGAGGCGUGGCCGCGUACGUACGCGAACCUGGGCGCGGCUGUCGACGGCGACCCAUACGACGGGGUGGUGGGUGGCGGCUUUACCAACCUGUUCAACAUCGACCCUGGAACCGUGGCGCGCAGCUACCCCGCGAACACGUACCUGGCGGAUGCGCUGCGUCGGAAUCCCAACGGCAUCCACGUCGAAACGGGCGCGUUCGUGACCAAGGUCCUUCUUCACACGACCCCCGGGACUCGGCCAAAGGCCACCGGGGUCUCGUACAUGCAAAACAACCGCACCUUUACAGCAACCGCCACCCGCGAGGUCAUCCUGUCGGCGGGCGCCAUGCAGUCCUCCAAGCUGCUCGAGCUGUCAGGCGUCGGCAACUGCACGCACCUCGCCACCCUGUCCAUCCCCUGCGUGGUGCGCAACCCCAACGUCGGCGAGAACCUCCAGAACCACCUGCAGCUGCCGCUCGGGUUCCGCGUCCGCCCCGGCAUCGCGACGGCCGACGACCUCGCGGCCGACGGCGGCGCCUUGUUCGCCGCCGCAAAGGCGCAGUACGUCGACUCCCGGACGGGGCCCCUGGCCACCGUCAACGGGAGCAGCGCCCUCCUCACGCUCGCGCAGCUGGGCGGCUCCAUGUCCGACCUGCUGCCGUUCCUGGACGCCGCCACGCCAUCCCCCGGACUCGAAGCGCAGCACGCGCUCCUCAAGGCCGGCCUGGCGACGGGCCACGUGGCGCAGGAGAUCGGCCUCGGGGCGGGCAUCAUGCCGUGGCUGUACAACGACUCGGCGCGCAUCUUCGCCAGCCCGGGUGACGGCUUCAACUACUUCACCCUCAUCUCGAUACAGCAGCACCCCUUUAGCCGCGGCGCCGUGCACUUCCAGUCGUCGGCCGACCCGGUCCUGCAGCCGCGCCUCGACCCGCGCUACCUGGCGCACCCGCUCGACCGCGCCGUGCACCGCCUCAUGGCCCGCCACCUGGUCGCCGUCGCGCGCGCGCCGCCGCUGCGGGACCUGCUGGUGCUGGACGAGGACGGCGAGCCGCUGACGCAGCCCGGGUACCCGACCGCGCGGGAGCUGGCCGAGGGCGACGACGCGGCGGUGGACCGGUUCGUGAGUAGGUAUUUGAUGCUGGCGUACCAUCAUUCGGGGAGCAACGCCAUGAUGGCGAGGGACAAGGGCGGUGUCGUGGAUGAGAGAUUCGAGGUGUACGGGGUCAAGGGUCUGAGGGUUGUGGAUGCGAGUGUGUUCCCGCUGAUUCCGCAGGGCACGCUGACAAGCACCGUGUUGGGAUUGGCAGAGCGGGCUGCCCAUUUUGUCAAGGAGGAUCACGGGAUUCUGAACUGAAAUUCUGCAUGGGGGUUGUGCCGUGCGAGCCCCGUCUCAAGAGAGGCUAUUUCGGACGAAAGAAAAUCCACCCUCCAUCGCCUCUCAGG